This is a messenger RNA of Dunckerocampus dactyliophorus (ringed pipefish), 3887 nucleotides long. RefSeq names its product polycomb protein suz12-B-like. The transcript has 15 exons. The record is from RefSeq and is a predicted model, not a curated record. NCBI's taxonomy places the organism in Eukaryota, Metazoa, Chordata, Actinopteri, Syngnathiformes, Syngnathidae. Gene Ontology annotation, molecular function: chromatin DNA binding. The coding region runs from base 506 to 2725 and encodes 739 amino acids. Gene Ontology annotation, cellular component: ESC/E(Z) complex; nucleus.
UUGCGCUAACUCAACUGGCCAAAGGCGGCUCUCGUAAGAUUUACACCAAUUCGUUUAAAAUGCUGCCAUCAAAACCUCUAUUAUUGCAUGUCAUUGUUAGGUUUUAAAUAUCUGUUAAUUUUCCGAUGUUUUCGUCUUCUUUAACGAGAGGUGGUAAGAGUUGAAGACAGCUAGACAGUUAGCUAGCCGGCUACGGAAGUUAGCCAAACAGUUAGCUGUCGAGCCGCGUCAGCUCGCCGAGGACAGCGCUCUUAUCUCCCGCAUUUCAAGCCUCCUCGCCUGCCUUUGCAACUAAACAUUUUACCAAGAAGCCAUAAGCCACAUUAGAUCCACACCCAGACAUGUGAAAACAUCCGAAAGUUCCAUUCUCUACGUUUAAUCGGUGGGACAUGUUUGUUUCAAUUCUGCCGCUUUUUUCAUGAGACACUGCUUCUGUUUUGACAAAGAAAGCCGAGCGGAAUCUCUUUCUGUCGCCCUUGGCUGGAUUUAGCUUUUUGUUGGGCGGAUGGCUCCACAGAGGCACGGCUCCUCGGGUGGGAGCCACCCGGUGGGUUCUGGUGCCGCAGGGAGAGCUAAUGGGCUGUACUCGUCCUCCGACUGCAAGAAGGCCAACAUGCAGCUCGUUCAAGCCGACCACGAGUUGUUCCUGCAGGCCUUCGAGAAGCCCACCCAAAUCUACAGGUUCCUCCGCACCAGGAACUUGAUAGCUCCCAUAUUCCUGCACAGGACCCUCACCUACAUGUCCCACAGAAACUCCAGGAAGAACACCAGACGGAAAAGUGCCAAGGUGGACAAUCUGCUCUUCCAAGUGGAAAAGAUGCGAGGCGAACAGGAGACACACAGUCUGGCGUCAAAUCUGCAGCUCACCUUCACAGGCUUCUUCCAUAAAGCUGGGAAACCGUCUCAGGACUGCGAGAACCAGCAGAACUCAGUCUCUCUGGAGGUUCUGCUGGUCAAAGUCUGUCACAAAAAGAGGAAGGAUGUCAGCUGUCCGGUCAAACAGGUUCCAGCCGGGAAGAAGCAGGUUCCUCUCAACCCAGACGUGAGCUCUGGCGGCAGCACAGCUAAACCCGGAAGCUUGCCCUCUCUGCUGGUCCCCAGCAGCGAGUUUGAACCCAGCAACUCUCACAUGGUCAAGUCCUACUCGCUGCUCUUCAGAGUGGCCCGGCCCGGGCACCCCUGCUCACCCUUUAACGGCCUUCCCAACGGAGAGUCCCACCACAACAGAGACUUGACUGAGGACAUGGACAGGAAGAGGCGGAGCUCCCCUCUGAGGGAGGAUGGAGAAAGCACGCUAGUGGCUCAGAUGACUGUCUUUGAUAAAAACAGACGUCUGCAGCUGCUGGACGGCGAGUAUGAGGUGUCCAUGCAAGAGAUGGAGGAGUGUCCCGUCAACAACAAGAGGGCCACCUGGGAGACCAUCCUAGACGGAAAGCACCUGCCCCCAUUAGAGACCUUCUCCCAGGGCCCCACGCUGCACUUCACCCUGCGCUGGACCAGCGACGCCUCCGAGCGCUCCACCGCUCCCGUCGCCAAACCUCUGGCCACCCGGAACUCUGACGCCAACAACGAGAGCAGGCCCGGCACGCUGCGGGCCGCGCACGCCCCCGGUGAGCGAGGUGGGUGUGGUCGGUGUAAGGACAUAAAAAGGAGAGGGAUGAGCUGGACUGACGGGAUGUGUUUGCAUGCAGCUGUGAAGGAAUCCGUCAACAGUGACAAAGUCCAAACCAGGAGAGACCACAUUGCAGCAGAACCACCACAGAAACUGAGGAUCUUCUACCAGUUCCAGUACAACAACAAUACUCGUCAGCAGACGGAGGCCAGAGACGACCUUCACUGUCCUUGGUGCACGCUCAACUGCAGGAAGCUCUAUAGUCUGCUCAAACACCUCAAGCUGUCCCACUCGCGCUUCAUCUUCAACUACGUGCCUCACCCUAAAGGAGCAAAGAUCGAGGUGUCCAUCAACGAGUGUUACGAUGGUUCGUACUCCGGGAACCCUCAAGACGUCCACAACCAGCCGGGCUUCGCCUUCAGCAGGAACGGGCCCGUCAAAAGGACGGCGGUCUCUCACGUGCUGGUCUGCAGACCCAAGCGGACCAAGCUGAGUCUGUCCGAGUUCCUGGAGUCUGAGGAUGGCGACCGAGAGCAGCAGAGGACAUACAUCAGCGGACACAACCGCCUGUACUUCCACAGUGACAGCUGCGUGCCGCUGCGGCCUCAGGAGAUGGAAGUGGACAGCGAAGACGAGCGAGACCCGGACUGGCUCAAAGAGAAGACUGCCAAGCAAAUUGAGGAUUUCACCGACGUGAACGAGGGCGAAAAGGAGAUCAUGAAGCUGUGGAACCUUCACGUCAUGAAACACGGCUUCAUCGCGGACCACCAGAUGAACGAGGCCUGCUUGCUCUUCACCGAGCUGCACAGCGCCCACAUCAUAAAGCGCAACCUGUGUCGCAACUUCCUCCUGCACCUGAUCAGCAUGCACGACUUCAACCUGGUCACCACGCUCACCAUCGACCGCGCCAUGGCCCGAUUACGCCUCCUGCAGAACCAGGCCUCCCAGAGCCACAAUGUGGAGAACCAUGAUGGUGAGGAAGAGGAUGAGGAAGAGGAGGACUGGGAAACAGCGGUGGAGUCCCAGCCUGAGCUGGACCCGGAUCAUGAGUCCUCUCAGUGUAAAGCCGUCAGUAGGUGUCAGGAAAGCAGCAAGCAUCAGAACUCUGCAUGAAACUGACCAACGACAGCGGGUCCACCAGAAAGCAUCACAGAGCACCAAACUGGACUUGGGAUAUUUUGGGCUUAAAGACACCAGAACAUCAUGUUUUCCUAUUUGUUAUCUUUGAACCGUUCCUCAGAGGUCGUCUUCUUGUCAGGACUCAUCAGCACAUUGGGACAGAACCUCUCCAGUGGUGCUCGGUUUUCUUCUUUUGCUAGCUCUGGAAUGAUUGUUUUUUUUUAUAUCUACUGAACUGCAAAAUGUGAGCAGCGUUCUUCUUUGGAUCACCAAGUUCUGAGCCGGUGCUGCCUUCGAUCUUAUUUUAUUGACAUGGGAACGCAUUGAAGUCCACUCUUUCAUCAUACAAUCAACACUCCCGACUUGUGGGAUAUUUUCAGCCAGAAGGAAGUCAAUUAAUUCGCAAAGUAAAUGAAAGAAGCGGAUGUACCUUCCUGGUAGGAGUUUAGCCAAUGCAGAAGUGCCUUUUCAAAGUUGCAUUAUUUCCAGAGGCCAGCAGGGGGCAACCUCGCUGCGUGAAAACAAAAAGGUGCUUUUAAAUAGAAGUGUCAAGUAAUCACUAGUUUCUAAUCAUUUAAUUUCACCUUGACAUGAAAAACAGGACAAAGCAGGCGUGACCUAGGGUGGCGUUACUUUGUGAUUGAUCUCAAGGCCUUGAUGUGCCACCCUCUCAAACUCGCAUAAAAGUCCAGAGAGUACAUCCACUCACUCUGUGGCCCGGUCACCAUUUACCUUUUAGUCUUUCCUUUCAUAUUGUAAGUAAGCGUGGUUGAGUUAGCUUUGGAAUUUAGCUGUGUGGAAUUGUGAACCUUGCCAGGAUACUUCUGUACGUUGACAGCUUGCUUUGGUUCCUCGGUUUAUGUCGUCAUGUGCACGUGACCACUGAGGGCCAAUGGAGUACGAAUCAGAACUGAUCAGUUGGACUCUUUGAAAGGCUUCACCUCGGGUGUUCAGAACCCAGAAGUGUGUGCUGAGCACUUUUUUUUUUGAUUUGAUGAAAGUUCAUCUGUUCCUUCACAUAAGACCAGCAGGAUUUUUGCACAAGUUGACAGCAGCAAUGUGAAGAAAACUGUUAAACCAGCGUGUAAACUUCAAGUGGUUUUCUAUUAAAAUGAGCACAUUUGUUACCUUUUAAAGAUGGUGGCUUUUAAGCAAA